AUGAGCUCGGCCCAGGAGGGCGCAGCCGCAGGCUCCCCCAAAUGCACUCUCAAACGUCAACGCAAAGUGAAAUUUUCUGAACGCCACAUUCUUACCUAUCGCAAGCUAUCCGACGAGGAUAAGGGCAACGUGUGGUGGACAGCCUCCGAGUUUGAGGAGGUACGACUAGCCGCGAAACUCGCUACUCUCAACAUUCGCAAGCAACAGAUGCGUGUGAUUGCCGACAUUGACGAAGCGUACACCACAGCCCUGCACUUGUCCUGCACUCUCGACGAACCAACCUACAUUUCCUUCAUGGAAGACCCUUCGGAAUAUAGCGGAUGUCUACAGGAAUGGUGUUCCCCGUCCGGUGGGGGGCGAGGUCUGGAAAAGUACACGUCGUUCAAGCACCGCUUCGAACGGGCCGAGUUUUCGAAACAAGCCCGCGCGGCAGUCCUGCGUUUGUUCGCCAAUCCAAAUUUGGAUCCAACGGAUAUUGCAUCCUUUUAUCGAGACUACUCCCGGACUGCUUGUAUCUAUGCUCGUCUCGUCGGAGAAGCGGAUGCCGCGAGUCUGCGCUUUCCCGAUUGCACGGAUGAGGUUCGCGAGGAAGCGGACAACUCCACGCCGCCAAAACCAGUAGCGCCGUUGACACCCAACGUGACCACGAUCUGGCCAAGGAACGAAAGUUGCAAGCUAUGUUCGACGCAAGUUGCCACAUUUUGCCAAUCUUCGGAUGGCUACGCACCCUCCCAAUCCUGGGUGUGUCCCAAGGAGAUGGAAGAUCCUUUCGGGAAGAGAAUGACUACACCAGCUCGUUCUCCAUUACUUCUGCGACAACUGUCUGUUAUUCAUCAUUGUGACUUUAGAAAAGUGGCUACUAGUUUUUCGUCCUGGUUCGAUUGGAGUUCGGGGACCGCGCACAUCACCGGUACGACACCGAGGAACCCUGUUUCGGUAGUUCCCAAGGGCUCGUGGGAUGGAAAAAAAGAAUGGCGAGGUCUUUCGAGAUCGUAUCGGUACUCAGCCGGAGGGUCGUACGGUUUAUGUUUGUACCAACACGGUGCAAGCGUGAGGUGCCGCGGCGAGCGUCGACCCGCCUCCGUAGAUCCACACUAUUCACUCGGUCAUCGCGAAGAAGAAUCCAGCGGCGGCACGCCGCGGAGUCCUUCGCGUCACAACCGUUACCAGGCUCCGUCAACUUUGACAUCGGCGGGUUGGUCGCCGUCUCCCUCCAUCACCAAAUCGUCAAUUCCCGUCUCCAACCACAGUUUCUUUCCGUACACGGAUACCGCGGAUGAUUCCGUCGCUUCCAAGUCCUGCUUAUCGCUGCGCUUGACCCCAAGGAGCCGUUGGUCGUUGCGUAGUCGGGGCAGCAACAGCAGUCGAUCGACGAGCCAAAGCGAUCCCGAUCGACGAGUCUCUCGUCAACGAAACAAUCGCUUGCAACUGGAUCAACCCACUGUACUGCGGGACAAGGCCUCGCAGCGAUGGCAGGCCUUUCCCUCGGCACCUUCCGCCAAUAUUACCGCCGUGUCCACCAGUGACGAUUCGGCCAAUCCCAGUCCCACCAACCGUCACGAAAACAGCAAGAUUGUACCCAACGCGUCUAAGGAUACCGUUCAACAAUCCAAGCCUACAAUUGGCACUCCUAAUACCCAAGACAACAACAAUAAUGGCAAUCUUGUUUCCGAAAGGACUCUGAGUUUGCUCACACCGCCCACACCGUCCGAUCGCACCGAGCGUUUUCGAGGGACCUCCUACGCAGAGCCACAAAUAUUGUCGCAAUCACAGCAACCGGUUCGACGCGGACUCUACCAGGGGGAACUCGAACCCCACGGGGUACGGGGCCAGCAAGCCCCCGUGGUAGCACCCGCAACCACCCCGACGCUCCCGGACGGAAUGCCCGGUCUCCGCUCCUUCGAACGGACCCACAAGUUCCACGCCAACAACGCAACCCACCGUAACCGCCACAGUGCCUCGUACUCGGAGGCGACCCGCGAAGAUCGACCGCAGGGAGAACGGAAUGAAGAAUCGCACCUGCAGUUUUCGCCCACCACGGGACAGGUGUUGUCGUCCAGCCCAGCCGCAAUUCCCGUCGCCAUUGUUGAAGAAAGCGAAGACUGCUCGACCGAUUCCGAUACGGAGCUGCAGAAACUCAAGGACGCGUUUCUGGCCGAUGUUCGCGCUCCGUCUCCGCUAGAGUUUCAGCGAUCGCAAGAAUUGCAGUCUUCGUCACGGCAAGCGUCUCAGUUUUCGUCACAAGAACCGCAAUCGCAAACCCCGACGCAGCCAGCCACAGCGUCCCCCGUAACCGGACCACCAGAAGCACUCUCUUUGCACACCGCUGAAGUAGACAUACUCAACACACAAGCCAUGAAAAGUGUGCAGGAACAGGAUUACAACCGCGCCCUCGGAAUCUUUACCGAGGUCCUGGACAUUCACCGUCAGCAGAAUGGACUUUCCCACGCCACGGUCGCGUCGGCGUAUCACAAUUUGGGCACCGUGCACGCACGACGAGCGGGGACGUUCCCCGAAAAUUCGCUCGCACAGCAGAAUUCGCGUCAAGAAGCCCUCAACUGCUUUCAGGCCGCCGCCAGGACGGCGCGCGAUGCUCUCGGCCAAAAUCAUCCCAAUGUAGCUGUGUCGUUGGUACGAAUUGGGUUUUUGCUGCUUCAGUCGAAACAGUACCAGAGUGCCGUGAUCACCUUCCGCGAAGCUCUCCGCGUGCGCAUCGCGCAUUACGGCGCCACACACGGCUUGGUUGCCAAUCUUUACAAUAACCUGGGCGUAUGUGAAAUGCAUUUGGAAAAGUUUCCGGUUGGGCUCGAAUAUCUAGAAAGUGCUUUGCAUAUCCAACGAAACGCGGUUGAUGCAGGAAUGCCGCCAGAGCAUAGACAGGCAACUCGUCUGGAACUGGCGGAUACACUCUUUAACAUUGGGGGAUUGUGUUUGGAGUGGAUCCGACGACAGGGACCGGAUGUGCGUCGAGCAACGGAGGCGGAACAUGCUUUCGAAGAAGCCUUGAAGAUUCGCAGGGACGUAUUGGGGCCAGACGACCCCUUGGUACAUCAGGUGCAAGUUUUGCUAGAAAUGGCUAGAUCGGUUCCGAGACCAAGGAAAGGCUUGACCAGCCCUGUACUGUCCCCGAACAGAUCUCGUACUCCGAUUCGCAGGGCGUUUGAUGACAAGCCGACAGCAAUUCAUGAGACUGCGGUUGUUGGGAUGGAGACAGCGAUACAACCCACGAAACCCUUUAGGCACUCAGCAUCAAACAACAGAGAGGUGUCUUUGUUGUCGUUACAUUCGUGCAAUCAGCUGGGGGAGCACGUCCAAUCGUUCUCGCCAUCGAGACCACAAGCCUCGCGUCCUUUUGAUGAGGCUCGUGGCUGUGUGAAGGAUGUGCAGCUGGAUGCUUGGAAAGAAUUACUUCCAAAUGAUGAAACGUACGGAAAGAGCAUUGGAAGAACUAUGACUCCCAUGUUGGAAGCGAAAGUCUCACAGGAUCAAGAGGAGGACGGUGGUACAGAGGACAUUCGGGGAGAGAGAAAUUUUCCUAUUCCACCCCAUUUUAUCACCAAGCACUUGGCUUCGGAAAGCUUACACAAGUCCAAGAGCUGUUUCAGCACAAAAACUGAUAGGAGAUCCCUUCACGAAAACCUUAAAGCCCAUGACAGUCAAAAAGUUAAUCUUGGGGGCAUUUCCGUUCCAAUGAAUAUGUCGUAUGACGGGGAUGAAAACUGUUUGAUAAGUGACACGGGUGUAGAUUCCGAGCACGGUCGAAUUCACUACCCGGUUACUUGGAACAAAGCAGGAAUUGUGGCAAAUGAAAUAACUGAGAACCCCAAGCGGCGAGACAUAAUUGCUGCGCGUUCUUUUCCUUCUGCAAAAGUAGCUUCUGAGAUUUUGAUGAGACCAAAUGGCUCUUCAGGAAAGGAUAGUGAGGAGGCCAAGUAUGAUUUCGAAAGAGAUGUCUUGACUGGAAAUAAGGAGCGCGAUAAUGUCAUGGCUAGGGUGAGGGCUGUUUUGAGCGCUCAUGCCCAGGAUGAGUCAACAGAAGACACUUCUGAUAUUCAACGUGCCGCCCAGAACAACUUUAGGGGGGCAAGUGUGCUAGAACAAGACCUAAUGGAAGAUGGAAUAGCCCCAUUGGAAGGGAAUUGGCCUUCGUCAAAUGGUUCGGCAUCAGCUCGUCAAAUGCUUCAAGAUCCUAUGAAUAAUCUCUACGAUAUUCAUAUCAAAGCUUCAUCACUACUCAAGAAAAACGAUAUCGUCGAAGCUCUCCGCCUUUUUGAAGUCGUGUUGCAAUGCCAGCGGCGAAGGAAUGGCCCUACACAUGUGGGUGUGGGGGCUGCUUUGCACAAUGUCGGUAUUGCCGAGCUACGAGCUCAGAAUCAUGAGGGGGCACUGAGAUGUUUCGAGGAGGCCGCGAGAGUCCGCAAGGGAGCACUGGGUCAUGACCAUCCCUUGGUGGCAGUGACCAUGGUAAAAGUUGGAAUAUCACUGUUGCUCCUACAUCGUUUUGAAGAGGCUCUCAGGAGCUUUCGAGAGGCUCUGUCCAUUCGCAAACACGCGUUAGGUGCGCUGCACCCGUCAACUGCGCGCAUCUACAAUAACAUUGGGUGUGUGUAUGUUGAGUUCAAUGAAUUUCAUGAAGCGUGCCUAGCGUUUGAAUCGGCAUUGGAUAUUCAGAGAAAUUCUCUCUCUCAUGAUACAGACAGUGGUCCAAUAAUAUUCGCCACCGCUACGACAUUGUGUAACCUGGGAUACCUUUACCGAUACCGUGAUAUGUACACAAAAGCAGCUUCGGUACUUAAAGAAGCGGCUAGUCUCCAAGAAUCUGUACUUGGUCGGUCGCACGCCUCGGUUUUGUCUACACUAGACAAUUUGGCUGAUUCCUGCGCAAGCAGUGGUCAAGCUGAUGAUGCCCUCAAGUAUUAUGACAUGGUUUUGGAACGGUUCCGGGCCGGGGGGAAAGUUAGGAGUCCGAAAGUUUUACGAGCCGAAGCAGUACUAUUGUACAAAAUGAGUCGCGUCCAUAGACAAAAAAACGACUUCGAAGCUCAAUUAGACAUACUUAGGUUGGCAUUGCGUGCAAUUUGUGCCUACAAGGAUGCGACUCCUGGGCAUCGGACUGAUACACUUGAACGCAGAAUUGAAUAUGAUGCGAAUGCGUGCCGUAAAGAACUGCAAAAAAAUGACUUUGAUCGGAUAUGA
Messenger RNA from Phaeodactylum tricornutum CCAP 1055/1, 5196 nucleotides. RefSeq lists its product with no specific name. Gene Ontology annotation, molecular function: protein binding. The record is from RefSeq and is a predicted model, not a curated record. The coding region runs from base 1 to 5196 and encodes 1731 amino acids. Lineage: Eukaryota; Bacillariophyta; Bacillariophyceae; Surirellales; Neidiaceae. The transcript is spliced from 6 exons.